AUGGAGAAGAACAACACUUACCUCAGCAGUCUUACAGGUAACCCUCUGCCAGAGAACAUCAAACCACAGAAUGGGGCCCCCAACCAGACUGUUCUCCACACACGAGAUGAAGAGCUUGCCAAGGCUGAGAUUGGUGUUUUGGCUGCAAUUCUGGUGGUGACGAUGGUGGGAAACCUGGGUGUUCUUCUGGCCAUGUACCGGUUAAGGAAGAAGAUGAGCCGGAUGCACCUUUUCAUCCUACAUCUGGGCUUGACUGACCUCGGGGUAGCCCUCUUUCAGGUGCUUCCCCAGAUGAUUUGGGAGGUGACCUAUCGCUUCCAGGGGCCUGAUCUACUGUGCCGAGUUAUCAAGUACCUGCAAGUGCUGAGCAUGUUUGCCUCCACCUACAUGCUCAUUGCCAUGACGGUAGACCGCUACAUGGCCGUGUGCCACCCACUGCGUACCCUCCAGCAGCCCAGCUGCCAGGCCUACCUGAUGAUCGGGGCCACUUGGCUGCUCAGCUGCUUAUUCAGUCUGCCUCAGCUCUUCAUCUUCUCAGUAACGGAGGUGCGUCAAGGCUCUGGGGUGCUGGACUGCUGGGCAGAUUUCAAGUACCCCUGGGGCGCUAAGGCCUACGUCACAUGGAUGACGUUGUCUGUCUUUGUGCUGCCAGUGGCCAUCCUCAUGGUGUGCUACGGCCUCAUCUGCCAUAAGAUCUGCAAGAACCUCCAAGGUAAGACCCAAAGUGGCGGGGCCUGUGCCACUGCUGCCAUCUCCUAUGCAGUCACAGCCCAGAAGGGAGCUGUGGAGUGCCCUUCCGGCUCCCGGGUCAGCAGCGUGCGCACCAUCUCCCGUGCAAAGAUCCGCACCGUGAAGAUGACCUUUGUCAUAGUGCUGGCCUAUGUCGCCUGCUGGGCACCCUUCUUCAGUGUGCAGAUGUGGUCGGUGUGGGACAAGAAUGCACCAAAUGAUGAGUCCAGCAAUGUGACCUUUACCAUCACCAUGUUGUUGGCCAGCCUCAGCAGCUGCUGCAACCCCUGGAUUUAUAUGUUCUUUAGUGGGCAUCUCUUGCAGGAUAUCCUGCACUUUUUCUCCUGUUGUGGGAGGCUCCCCUCCAAUCUCAAGAGGCAGUUCUCCAAUGGGAGCCUCUGCAGCCGGAAAACCACUAUCUUGACUCACAGUCCCCAGAGCACCUCGGCAGCUGCUGGUGUCAGGAUGCAGAUGCAGCUGGGAAGUUUGAAAGAUUGCUACCAGCCCUAUGAGGACACAGUGACUGAUUCUGGGGUACUCUGA
This is a messenger RNA of Varanus komodoensis (Komodo dragon), 1272 nucleotides long. It is a transcript of the gene AVPR1B, whose product is annotated as arginine vasopressin receptor 1B. Lineage: Eukaryota; Metazoa; Chordata; Lepidosauria; Squamata; Varanidae. The record is from RefSeq and is a predicted model, not a curated record. Gene Ontology annotation, molecular function: peptide binding; vasopressin receptor activity. Gene Ontology annotation, biological process: positive regulation of vasoconstriction; G protein-coupled receptor signaling pathway; regulation of systemic arterial blood pressure by vasopressin. The transcript is spliced from 2 exons. The coding region runs from base 1 to 1272 and encodes 423 amino acids. Gene Ontology annotation, cellular component: membrane.